Messenger RNA from Mustela erminea (ermine), 3034 nucleotides. It is a transcript of the gene TAL2, whose product is annotated as TAL bHLH transcription factor 2. Lineage: Eukaryota; Metazoa; Chordata; Mammalia; Carnivora; Mustelidae. Gene Ontology annotation, molecular function: protein dimerization activity; DNA-binding transcription factor activity, RNA polymerase II-specific; RNA polymerase II cis-regulatory region sequence-specific DNA binding. The coding region runs from base 1230 to 1547 and encodes 105 amino acids. The transcript has 3 exons. Gene Ontology annotation, biological process: regulation of transcription by RNA polymerase II. The record is from RefSeq and is a predicted model, not a curated record.
AAUAAUAUAUGAAUCCUUUUUAGUUAUAAAAAUGUAAAAUAUUACCCACCUAUGUCAGAUAAAACACACCCAUCUCCUUUUUCUAUCUUCCCCCAACCCAUGGUCCUCCCCCAGGGAACCACGGUCAACAGUUUAGCCUGAAUCCUUCGAGGUAUUUUGCUCUGCAGACACACACACACACACACACACACACACACACACACACACCCCAACACACACAUCCAUAGACAGAUAGAGCAGAACAAACAAAUCCAUAAAUCAAGCUCAGACCUUUUCUACUGCACUGUAGCUGCUUCAUUAGGAAAGAAAAAUGCUAUGUUGCAAUGAACAUUUACUUUUCCCUGUUUUGUUGGUAGAGAUAAUAAUUGUGAUUAAUAUUUAUUGACCACUGGCUGUGUGCCAGACCCUUCACUAAAGUGGUUUAUGUGGAUCAUCUUAUGUGUCCUUACAGGUGGCACCCUGAGUCCCCUUUUACUUACGAGGCAUUUGACACACAGAGAGUUUAAGUAGAUUGCUCAGCUAAGGAGCAGAAACAAAAAUCCAAACCAAGUUCUGGCUCCAAAGCCUCUGUCCUUACCCACACAAAGAUGCUUCCAUUGGCAACGGAUCCCUAUAGAGUCAGGGCUUGAGGGUAACAGAGUGGCUUGUUCUAAUUAACUGAGAUGUCAUUUGGUUCCUACCGAAGGGCAGAGAUGCCAGCACACAGUGUAGUGAAAUGACUUCUGGACCAUGUCGGUGGCCCUUGGCCAAUCCCAGCAGUGCCUCCAGUACUGUCUCUACAACCAACACUGCUUGCGUAUGUAUGCAGUGUGAGGUAAUGCGUGAGAAAUGAUGCCUGGCACAAAGCAAAGUUAAGUUCCUCAGCUUAUGGUUCACAGAAUGCCUUCACAUCAAACUGUGAAGAAAGGAUGGUAUAAUUCAUGCCCAUUGUAUAGCUGAGGAACUGAGGCUCGGGUUGGUGAAGUGACUUAGGCAGUGCCUCACAGCUGGUUCAUGUUUGCUGCUGUGACCAGAACACAUACCCUCUGGCGGAGAUAGUGGCGUUUCCCUGUGCUGAGCUCCUGCUGGACCUGCCUCCAGGACUGCAGGGAUCUGGUGAAGGGGUUCAAGACACUUCAUCACUCUGCUCAUCCUCUUCUAAACGUGGUCCAGGCUGGAUAUUUUAGGUCUUGUGCAGUGAGGCCCAACUCUCCAGGGCCCUUUCUCUUUCCUGUCCCAGGAGCUCAGACAUGACCAGGAAGAUCUUCACAAACACCAGGGAGCGGUGGAGGCAGCAGAACGUCAACAGCGCCUUCGCCAAGCUGAGGAAGCUCAUCCCCACUCACCCUCCAGACAAAAAGCUGAGCAAAAAUGAAACACUUCGCCUGGCAAUGAGGUACAUCAACUUCUUGGUCAAGGUCUUGGGGGAGCAAACCCUGCAGCAAACAGGAGUGGCUGCUCAGGGAAACAUUCUGGGACUCUUCCCCCAAGGAUCCCACCUGCCGGACAGGACUCUACUCGAUGACUACCAGGUCCCUUCACUUGACCCAAGCCACAGCAUUGCGUAGUGGGGCUCCAGCUGUCAUCACCCAGGGCAGCCCUUGCUCUGAAGCCACUAGCUGUUGACAGCCUUUUGCAUGUUCCAGUGUCAACUUGAUGAAUAAUUUGUGAGGAAUGCACUUAUGCUUCACGGGAGGUGGCUCAGGGACAGCUGCAGGGAGCCAGACAGAGGCCAUGAGGAAGAUGGCUUUGGAGUCUGCUACCCCCGGAGCUCCAGACAGAGCAGCCUGCCUCUAUUUUAUGUAUCCAAGAUCUGCAUAAGAUGUUGUUUGGAAGGGGGGAAGCGUAGGUUAAAAACAGGCUUGGAAAUCACUGUUUUACUCAGUCUGUUUUCAAUUUUAAGGAAAGAGUUUUCCCAUAACAGAUCUCAAAUGGAUGAAUAGAAAAUGCUUCCCUCAGAAAACAUUUUACUGUUUGUUUUGAAAAGUGAGGUAUAUGUGAUCGAGGGUGAACAAAAUAAGGUUGAUAAAUGUGAAGAGAGCCCUCACAGAAACCAACUUGGAGACUUGUGGAAACAUGAGAGAGACCCUUCUCACACGUGAGGAUUACAGGAACAUAGCAGAUACAUGUGGAAGAGCUCUGCAUCCUUUAUCCCUGUGGAAAUAUGAAGUAUUACCUGCAUUGAACCAUUUAUAUCUUUGUUAUCUCUAAAGCUGAAUGGUGGAUUAUAUCUGUUAGAGGAAAGGACUUGAUAAUUUAAGAAUUAGAGUUCCCAGUUUUCUUAUGAAAAACAGGUAGCUAAAAUAGGUUAUCUAACCCCUUAGUUGCACAUGUCAGACAUUAAAACGUUUAAUUCGGCCCAAGUUCCUGCUGAUUUAAGACCUGUAAAAUUCAAAUAUACUUAUGAAAAUAUGAAAAUAAUUAUGAAAAUAAACACUCCCAUUUAACGACUCAUUUAACAGAGAGCUUAGUUUAAACAAAAGAUCUAGAGUAGACAAUAGGAAUGUAAUACCAGACUUUAAUGAAUUAAUGACUUUGUCAUUUGUCUUCUUUGCUAUGGAGCAUUAGCUCAAUCCUAUGCCGGGAGGGGUGGUACCUACUAGUCAACGAAACAGCGUGGAUCUGGCAGAACUACUCACAACCACGUGCCCCCAAUGAUUGGAUUCAAAGAUGGAUUCAACGAUGAAUCCCAUAGCUGAGCCCAGAAUACAAAUAAUGUCAUUUGAUUUGUCUCUGGGACAUGUUAUUACCCUAAAGUUCUUGACAGUACAUUGGUUUCAAAACCUUCUGAAGCACAGGUAGGAAACUGAUGGAUUUGCAAUUAUGGGAUUCCAGUGUAUACAUAAUAGAUGAAUUUAAAUUUCCUGUGACUCUAGAAAGAAGGUAUUGAUUUAUGGAAGGUUGAAGUAAGCCUCUUUGGUUUGGUAAUCAGAAAAAAAGCCAGAUGUGGCUCCCCCAGAAUCUCAUUCCCCGCAAAUAACAAGGUCGUAAUGCCAUUAACAUCUACACAGCAUUCCCACUCAUAGCCCAAAGCAUUUAAAUAUGUUUUCCUUCU